ACGAUUAUAAUAAAUUAUUUAUAGAAUAGAAAAAUAUCUUUGUUUAAAUUAAAACUCGCUAUUUUUGCCUUGAGGGGAUCCUUGCCAGUAUCAAGCCCUGCAAGUCCCAAUCUUCCAUCGGCUUUCUGCGGGGAGAGAGAGAAUGAUGGAGGGUUCGGCGGCAGUGUGGCAAGGAGCAGCUCUCGGGGGAUUAUUCUUCUGGAUUGUAUCGUCGUCAUACCUCAACGUGACUUGCAGGCUUAGAUCUUUUCUUCAACCCUGGGUAAUUGACCACGUCGUGUCUGGAACCUCCAUUGUCCUUCAGAUCCAGAGUUACAGGCUUGGAAUUCUGGAUGCUUUUUUCUGUGGAUUGUCUUGCGUUGUUUCUGUUUCCUUUUACACAGCUUUUCUUCCUCUGGUAUUUUGGAGUGGACAUAGCAAAUUGGCAAGGCAACUGACGUUGCUGAUCGCGUUUUGUGAUUAUGUAGGCAAUUGUGUAAAGGAUGUGGUAUCAGCGCCAAGGCCUGCUUCUCCGCCUGUUCGGAGACUAACAGCUACAAAAGAUGAGGAAGACAAUGCGUUAGAAUAUGGCCUGCCUUCAUCUCACACGCUUAAUACAGUCUGCUUCUCUGGCUACAUUGUGCAUUAUGUCCUGACUCAUACUCAAAUUCAAGGUGCUUAUGUCAUUGUCCUGGGAAUUUUCUUUGCCAGCUUACUCGUGGCUUUCAUUGGUUUGGGAAGAAUUUAUCUUGGCAUGCACAGUUUGGUCGAUGUCAUUGGUGGUCUUCUUAUUGGACUUGGAACCCUUGCAUUUUGGCUUCACAUUGAUGAAUACCUAGACAGUUUUCUGAUCUCCGGACGAAAUGUCACGUCAUUCUGGAUUGCAUUGAGCAUACUCUUGCUCUUUGCUUACCCAACUCCCGAACUUCCAACUCCAAGCUUUGAGUUUCAUACUGCAUUCAACGGUGUUGCAUUGGGAAUUGUCGCAGGAGUACAGCAGACAUACCAUCAAUUUCACCAUGAAUAUGUACCUCGUGUGUUCUCUCCUGAACUCGCAAUCACGAUACCUGGAUUUAUAGGAAGAAUGCUUGUCGGAAUACCAACAAUCCUGAUCGUGAAAUUCUGUAGCAAGGCUCUUGCAAAAUGGACUCUUCCUGUGGUAUCAAACACCUUGGGCAUCCCAAUAAAAUCAACGAGUUAUAUCCCAACAUUGAAAGGAUCUUUCCAGGGAAAGAAGUCUGACAAGCUCAAACAGGCUUACUUGCAAAAGCUGCUUUCCCGGUACCAGGUAUUUGAUAUUGAUACCGGAAUUAGAUUUCUUCAAUAUGCUGGUCUUGCAUGGUCUGUGGUUGACCUUGUGCCGUCGCUUUUUUCAUACCUGAACUUGUGAGCGAAGAUUUGCUUUUAGCGCAUUUCAACCACUCAUUGCAAAAUGAUCGUCUACGUAAAAUUAGUUCUAAAAUAAUAGAUGAUUCCAUUUUUUCA
Prosopis cineraria is the source of this 1464-nucleotide messenger RNA. Its product is annotated as lipid phosphate phosphatase delta. The transcript has 9 exons. Lineage: Eukaryota; Viridiplantae; Streptophyta; Magnoliopsida; Fabales; Fabaceae. The coding region runs from base 143 to 1369 and encodes 408 amino acids. Gene Ontology annotation, molecular function: sphingosine-1-phosphate phosphatase activity. Gene Ontology annotation, cellular component: endoplasmic reticulum membrane. The record is from RefSeq and is a predicted model, not a curated record.